Molecule: messenger RNA, 1159 nt
Organism: Ixodes scapularis (black-legged tick)
Lineage: Eukaryota; Metazoa; Arthropoda; Arachnida; Ixodida; Ixodidae
Exons: 3
Coding region: 138-1076 (312 amino acids)
Cellular component (GO): membrane
Molecular function (GO): protein binding
Source: RefSeq, a predicted model, not a curated record
AUGGCUUGGCUCUUUCAAAACGCGGGUCCUCUUACAAGGACAUCGCUUUCCGACACUACAAGAAGGGACGUUUUGACCGCGAAAGCGCAACCCAACCGACCAGAUCGUUUCUGUCUGCUGCAUUAAGCACGUCAAAGAUGUUGAGAAGCCGUGUGGUACUCGCGGGUGCGUUCGUCACGCUUCUGGUAGGUUACGUGCACUCCACGCCGUCGUGUCAUCUACGAGAACGUCCCCUGGACCAUCUCUACGUCUGUACGGGAUUCACGAGUCCCUCCGAUUUUGAGGAGCUCAUCCAACGACCCCUCUUUUAUCCCAACACCACCUUCGUUCUUCGGAACAGUACCCUGGACCACCUUCCGGAAGGCGCCUUCGCCAGACUCAGCGUCAGGGACCUGGAACUCAGGAAUGUGCAACUCACGUCGUUCGCGGGCCACGACACCGCUCCUUUCUCGGGGCUCGAAACGAGCCUAAAGAAGAUCAGUUUUACGGAGGACAGUAGCUUACCCGAGUCGUGGGGUGUUUUGAAAAACCUCAGGAACCUCACGGCCCUCGGGCUCGCCAGGAUGACGCGUCUGAACCUCACCAGGGACUUCGAGAACCUGCCGAGCAACGUGAGGACUAUUGCCGUUGUGUCGUCCACCAUCGAGUCAGUUGAUCCGAACUGGUUGUCCAACAUGGACAAGCUGGGUGCCGUCGUUUUGCGCAGCUCCAAUUUCGGUCAAGUUAAUCGUGCCAUGUUUCCCACGACGGCUCCCAACAUGUGGCGCAUCGAUCUCUUUGCAACGGGACUCACAUCAAUCCCUACUGGUUUCAAUGAAGGCAUGCCCUCUCUGAAAUACCUCGACCUGGGUGACAAUAAUAUCACCACUAUCGACGAAGCUUCAGCAACUGCUUUGUUUGACAUAGGUUUAACAAAGCUGACACUUUUCGACAACCCACUUCACUGUGACUGUUCCCUCUCCUUCAUCGUCAAUCACCCUGACCCUCCGGUUCGUGGAAACUGCGUCACCCCUACAUCACUAAAACACCGAGGUCUCACCACACUCACCACCGAAGAGUUGUGCGGCAAUGCUUGAAAAAACUGGUACUGACAUCCAUUCCGACGCGGAGACUCUCGAGGCAUCUACGAUUGCGAAAUAAAAAUAAUUUAAAAAUUGUG